This is a messenger RNA of Stegostoma tigrinum, 13114 nucleotides long. RefSeq names its product coiled-coil domain containing 80 (gene ccdc80). The transcript has 7 exons. NCBI's taxonomy places the organism in Eukaryota, Metazoa, Chordata, Chondrichthyes, Orectolobiformes, Stegostomatidae. The coding region runs from base 314 to 3064 and encodes 916 amino acids. The record is from RefSeq and is a predicted model, not a curated record.
GGGGGGGGGAGCCGGACCAAUCCUUUGGAAGUUUAUGUGCAAGCCCUGUGCUGGAGGAGCAGCAUUGGGAGAAGGAUUUGGUCUAGAGCGAUCAGAAGAUGAUAACACUGACCUGCUUUGAUCUUGCAACGCUGUGCUGCUGGCAGUAAAGAAAAAUAAAACUGUUCGGAUUCCGUUCGUUCAGCACCUGGGACAUCCCACAGCAAAGUUUGGAUUCCCAUUCUUGGUUUGUGUUCAUUUGUGGAUCUUUAAAAGGAGAAACGAGUUGGGGUUUGUGUUCUUGUUGAGACAAGCGGAACUUUUUGUUUUGAACAUGAGGGGGCCCGGGUUUUUACCUCUGGUCUUGCUGGCUUUGCUGUGGUUGCUGUGUGAGUGCAGGGCGCCGUCGGGAAUGCAAAGGCUCGGGGCCAGAAGACGCGUGAGGUUGGUCAGGCUGGCGAACGGGACACUGAGCAGAUCCUCCCGCCCGCAGGCGACGGCACAGCGGGACGACAGCAGCUCUCCCCGGGGCCGGUACCGGAGCCGCCUGCCGAGCCGCCGCCCCCCCGCCCAAGCCGCGCGGAGCCGCCAGGUGCGCGUGCCCGCCGCCGGCACCCCGAGCCUGCUGGCCGCAAUGGCGGGGAAGCAGCGCCUCUGGAUCAUCUCCGCUCCCCACGCUGCUGACGGCUACUACCGCCUGAUGCUCAGCCUCCUGAAGGACGAUGUCUACUGCGAGCUGGCCGAGAGGCACAUCUACCAACUGGUGCUGUUCUACCAGGACGGGGAGAUGGGCGGCAAAGUCAGGAAGAUCACUAACCAGGGCACCGUCCUCGAGGAGCCCCUGGACGCCAGGACUGUCCUCAAGUUGCUGGACUUCCUGAAACUCGAGCGAGGCAAAUUCACCAUGGUCCUGCUGAGGAAAAACCUCCAACUGGAGGAGACAUACCCUUACCCGGUCAGACUGGAGGCCAUGUAUGAAGUGAUCGACCAGGGCCCAAUUCGGAAAAUCGAGAGACUGAGGCAGAAAGGGUUUGUGCAGAAAUGUAAACAGGCGGGUGUGGAAGGGAAGGUAAUUGGACCCACUGAGGGCCAGAAGAGGAAUGAAGAGAAACUCAUGCCCAAGCCAACGAAUGAGAAUGUUGAGGUGCCCAGUCCAAAGGACACAACAGAAGAAAAGGUGUUGGAGAAAACGAAGAAGAUUAUCAGUAGGAAGCCUAUUAGGAUAUCACUGAACACACAAGGAGGUUCUAAAUUAGUCAGGGCAACUGUGGCACCAACUAGAACAACCACUCACACUAUAAAACCAACUACCUUACCCCCCACCACAACUACUGUCAUUGAUUUCAGCACAACAGUGCCAUCUACCACUACUUCUGAUAGACAAGGUGGCACCUCACACUUUACAAGACCUUAUGUAAUAUUAUCACCAUCUUCACCAAAAUUCCACAAACAGGCAGUCAAUGUUGAAACGCCAACAAGAUUGACAAUUGGCACUAACUCCCCAGCAGCUCGAGGUGGCACACAUCAAGAUAGACAUCGGACUGUGACCAGCAUUGAUGUCAGUAAAUCUCAUCCCAAAAAAUCCUCAAAAACUCUCCAAUACUAUCCUCCAGUGCCAACUUUUCAGACCACAACAGUCAGCCCAGACUAUGCAAAAGAACAGACAAUUCGGCACAAGUACAACCGUACAGAUAAAAAAACAGGGAAUUAUCACAAGAAGGGGCCACGGGUGACCCCAAUCCUUCGCAAGCCUACCAAAACUAAGCCACCAAAGCCCAAAAAUACAAAUAAUAAAAUCCUGAUCAGUGAGAAUGAGGAUAAAUAUGAUUCUGAUAAAACCUCAUCUACAGACACAGGGCAGGAGGUUGAGGGGUCACGUAUACCUCUGAAAAAAGGCAAGCAACAGAAGAAGCAUGGCAAGCCAGUCAAGAGUGAAAAGAAGAAGAAGCCUGUGAAAAAAGACAAAGCAGAGAAAAAAGUAAAACCUGCGCUGAAAACUAAACCUCUAAAGGAAUCCAAACAUAAAAAUCCCAAGAAGACAAACAAGAAAGGGAUCUUCAAACUGCCUAAGAAGUUUCCAGGAAUGCCAAAGACUUUGGCGUCCAUUCUCAGCUACUUUGAAAAUAGACGACGUCUAAUACUUAUUACCUCUCCAAAUGACAGAAACAACAUGUAUGAACAGCAACGAGAUGAGUAUUUAGAGCACGUCUGUGAAAUGGCAUUAAGAAAAAUUUCAAUUAUCACCAUUUUUGGACCUUUGAAUAACAGCACGAUUAAAAUUGAUCAUUACCAGCUGGACAAUGAGAAGCCAGUGAAAGAUAUAAAACACGGUGACUUGGAUCAAAGCCUCAUCACUGAACUUCGCAAAGAAUAUGGGAUAACAGAAAAUGAGUUCUUCAUGGUGCUAACAGAUGUGGAUAUGAGAGUCAAGCAACACUAUGAAGUACCAAUCGCUAUGAAAGCUGUGUUCAAUUUGAUUGACACCUUCACAACAAGAAUCAAGGAGAUGGAGAAACAGAAGAGAGAUGGCACUCCAUGCAAGAAAGAAGAUAAACCUAGAUCAUUGGAAAAUUUCUUAUCCAGAUUCCGUUGGAGGAGACGUUUAUUUAUUAUUUCUACCCCUACUGAUGAAGAAUGGGCCUAUCAACAUCAGCUUUAUGCCUUAAAUUCACAAGCUUGCAACCUGGGUUUACGUCAUUUGGCUGUUCUGAAGUUGAUGGGUGUGGGUAUUGAUGUUGGAGGCGUUUUGGAACUCUACCCAAUUAAUGGAAGUGCAACUGUUGACCGUGAAGAUCUCUCUCCGUCAUUGGUAGAAGACAUACGGAAUUAUUUCCAAGUGAGCCCAGAGUAUUUCUCUAUGCUACUGGUUGGGAAAGAUGGAAAUGUCAAGUCAUGGUACCCAACUCCGAUGUGGAACAUGGCUAUAGUUUAUGACCUUGUUGACUCCAUGCAGCUUCGACGACAGGAAAUGGCCAUUCAACAGUCUUUGGGUAUGCGUUGCCCAGAGGAUGAAUAUGGAUAUGGUUACCAUGGUUACCAAGAUGGAUAUCAUCAACAGGGUCACUAUGGUGGAUACCAUUACUAAAAGUAAUAUCUUCUGUCAUUUCGGUUUAAAUGCUGCAAACAACAGGGACUGAAUUUCAAAAGCAACCUAAAAACCACAUUGGAUACCAAAUGGAGCUAUAGCAAUUGAGAAAAAUGUUCACUUUUUUGUUAUAAUUGGAAAUGCUUAAAGACUUAUCACAGAGAGCUGUACUGACUUAAAGAACAACCUGUAGUUUUGGAAUCCAUAUUAUAGUCAAGAUUUUUGCGAGAAUGUUUGUGCAACUGAUGCUUACCAUGAAAAUUGAGCAUAUUCAUAAUUUAGAGGUGCUUGUUUGAUUUAUCAUAUUUAUUGUGUAUCAAAGGGAGAAAGACUUGCAUCAACUAUAGGGAACCAAAUAGAAUACCAUGUACACAUCAGAUUCCCAGAGAAUAUUAAGAGAAGAUUUCCUUCCUAAUCAACAGUAUGUAAAGAUAUAUCUACACUGAAACUAAAAAACCAAAGGAGUUUAACAAAAGUGAAUCUAGUUUUAGUACCAUCUAUUCUGAUGCUGCAAAAUGCUGCAGCAAAACAAGAAUGUUUACAAGGUAGAAGAUGCAAGUCAUUUCAAAAGUAAAUUUGAAAUUAGCUUUAUAAUAGUUACGGAAAAUAAAAGCAGUAACUGCGACUUGUUUUAAUCUCACCAAGGAGGAUCUGAACGUAAACUGUGUACCAUGCUGUCAGUUUGUAUGGUAAUGGUGAGUAAAGUUUGAAGGGCUGUAGUCAUGUUGUACCUCUGACCCUGCACUGCAUCUAACAAAUAAAUUCCUUUAUAAGGAAAUGGCUAAACAAAGCAUGGGUAGAUCAAUAUUUUGGGUACAGCCUCUUGUGUGGAUUAAAACUGCACUUGGGUUGGCAUAGAUUCAGCACAGAAGGAAGCCAUGUGUCUGAAAGGGAGGGUUCAUUCUGUUUUUUCAAUUUAUUGGGUGGACCGGAAACAAAUGUUCACUUUUAUUCUAAAAAUACACAUAUUGUUACAAUUAGAAGUUUAGUCCUAGCCAACUUUGAUUCCACAACUAAUGUCAUUAAACUUGAUUAUUUGGUCAGUAUCACUUUAAAAUAGUGUUUGGGGAAGCCUGCUGUGCACUUAUUGUUUGCUAUGUUUCCUUUUCCUCCAGUUACAAAAGUGACUGUCUUUCUAAAGUACCACAUUGGCUGCAAAGCGCUUUGCGAAAUUCUGAAAUUAUGAAAUGUGCUAUAUUAGUGCAAGUGUUUAUCUGUGUGCAUUGCUGCCAAGUUAUGGAGAUUAGUUAAACUGACAUUUCUCACUAACAUUCAGAAAGCUAUGACUCAAAUAUAGGGAAGAAAACGUGUUUGUAAAGCUUGGUGGCAUUGUUGCACAAUGUAUUAUGGUGCAUAACCAUUUUUAGUCACAGAAGUUGGUUUUUAAAACAGAUAUAAUUCAGAACUUUAUGUGGUAUUGAAUAAAUGUGUCAGGUAAAUUCCAGAGAAUAUUUAGUAGACAAGGGUGUCUACUGUACACCAUUCGAUGACCUUAGCAUUAGUUAGAUUUUAAAUGCAUAUGAUUUGUAGAAAACAAGCGCUGCUUUCAGUUUUAUCAGUUACAGUGUCCCACUAAUUGAACUCCUGGUCAAUUAGGAUGUUAGUUUUAGACACAAUUUAUGUUUUCCUUUCACUUCAUAUCAAUGUAUUAUUCUGAAUUGUAAAAAAAGGCUGGAUUUUUUUCUUUAGGAAAACAAUAAUAACACCAGCAAUUGUUUAACUGAAUGGUGCAGUUAUUUCAUUGGGGUGGUGCAGUAACACUGGUGUAAAGAAAAUUCCUGAUAUUUAAAUAUAUAUUUUUCUUCACAGUAAAAUAGUAAAUGCUACAAUUUAUGUAAUGGUUCCAUUUAGUACUUGACCAAGGAAAUGGGUUGUCAGUGUUUUAAAUAGACACAGUUACAGAAUCAUAGAGUCAUGCAGCAUGGAAACCCUUCAGUCCAACUAGUCCAUGCCAAUCAUAUUCCAAAACUAAACCAGUUCUGGUUGCCUGAAUUUGGGCCAUAUCCUUCCAAACCUUGCCUAUUCACGUACUUAUCCAAAUGCCUUUUAAAUGUUGUAACUCCACCACUUCUUCUGUCAGUUCAUUCCACACAUGGACUACUCUCUCUGUAAAAAAAGUUAUCCCUCAUGUACUUUUCAAAACUUUCUGCUAUUACCUUAAGAAUAUGCCUCCUAUUUUUGAACUCCCUGAUCCUAGGGAACGGACCCUUGCUAUUAACCUUGUCUAUACCCCUCAUGAUUUUAUAAACCUCUAUGAGGCCACCCCUCAACCUUCCAUGCUCCAGUAAAAAAAAUGCCAGCUUAUCUUUAUAUUGCAACUCGUCCAUUCCCAGCAACAUCCUGGUAAAUCUUUACUGAACCUUCUCCAAUUUAAUAAUAUUAUACGUACAGUCAGGUGAUCAGAACUGUACACAGUACUCUAAUGCCUCACCAACAUCCUAUACAACCUCAACAUGAUGCCCCAACUGCUACGUUCAAAGGUGUGAACAAUGAAGGCAAGCAUACUAAACAACUUAACCACCAUCUUCAUGUGACAAAUUUCAAAGAAUCAUAUACCAGCACCUCCAGGUGUCUCUGUUCUACAACAUUAUCUCACCCUACCAUUAUUAGUCCUGCCCUGUUUGUUUUGCAAUCCAUCACAUUUAUCCAAAUUAAACUCCACUGUUGACUAAACCAGCAAAUUUUGUGUUGUCCACAAACUUGCUAACCAAGUCUCCUAAACAUUCAUCCAAAUCAUUUAUAUAGAUGACAAAACAACGGUGGACCCAGUACUGGUCCCUAUAGAACACUGCCAGUCACCAGCCUCCUGUCUGAAAAACAACUUCCAACACUACCCUUUGUCUAUUACUGUCAAGCCAAUUAGCAAGCUUUCCCUGAAUUCCAUGUGACUUAACAUUACUAAUUUCGUCUACCAUGCAGAAUCUUGUCAAGGCUUCACUAAGGCCCAUGUAAACAAUGUCUACCGUUCUGCCCUUGUCAAUAUUUUUGGUUACCUCCUCAAAAAACUGAAUCAAGUUUGUGCGACACCAUUUUCCUCACACAAAACAAUGAUGAUUAUCCCCCCCAUAAUCAGUCCUUGCCUCUCCAAACACAUGUAAAUCCUAUCAGAAUCACCUCCAACAACGUUCCCACAACUGAUCUCAGGCUAACUGGUCCAUAUUUCCCUAGGCUUCUGCCUACAGCCUUUCUUAAAUAAAGGCAUAACAUUAGCCACUCUCCAGUACUCCAGCACCUCACCUGUAGUGAUAUAUUGUACAAAUAUCUCUUCUAGGCACCCUGCAAUUUCUUCCCUAACUUCCCACAACAUCCUGGGAAACAGUUGAUCAGGUCUGGGGAUUUGUCCAUGUUUAUGUUUUCUGAGACCUCCAGCACUACUACUUCUAUAAUGUAAAUGGUUUUCAAAACAUCAAGGUUUAUUUCCCCAAGUUCUCUUGCCUCCAUUUCUUUCUCCAUAGUAAACACUGAUGCAAAAUAUUCACUUGGUAUCUGCCCCAUCUCCUAAGGUUCAAUAGAUACACAACCUUAUUAAUCUUUAAGAGGCCCUAUUCUUUGCUUAGUUGCUGUUUUGCACUUUGUGUACUGAUAGAAUCUCUUUGGAUUAUUCCUUGCCUUAUCUGCCAAGGUUUCUCAUAUCCCUUUUUUGCCCUCAUGAUUUCCCUGUUCAGAAUGCUCUUACACCCUUUAUACUCUUCAAGCGAUUCAUUUGAUCCCAGUUAUCUAUUUCUAAAGUAUGACUUUUUUUUAUUCUUGACCAAAGCCUCAAUAUCUUUAUUCAUCCGUUUUACCCAACUCUCACCAGCCUUGCUCUUAACAGGAACAUAAUGACCCUGAACUCUCGUCGUCACACUUUUGAAAGCCUCCCACUUGUCAGAUAUCCCUUUGCUCCAAGCAGUCUACUCUAAUCAAUUUUUGAAAGUUCCUGUAUCAUACCUUUAGAAUUUGCCUUACUCCAAUAAAGAACUUUAAUUUUUCUGGAAACCUUAUCCUAUUUCAUAACUGUUUUAAAGCUAAUAGAAUUAUGAACACUAGACCCAAAGUUUACCUGUACUAACAUUUCAGUCACUUCCCCUGCCUUAUUUCUCAAGACAAGGUCAGGUUUUGCUCCUCUAGCAGGUACAUUUACAUAUUGAUAAAAAAUAUUAUUUUGAACCGGUGUAACGGUCGCGGUCAAUGUUUGGUAAAUUAAAAUUCCCUUGUAUUACAACUGUGCUAUUCUUACACCUAUCUGAUAUGCCUCUAUAUAUUUGCUCCUCAAUUUCCUUCUGACCGUUGGAGGGCCUAUAGAACAGUCCCGUCAAGGUGACCAUCCCUUUCUUAUUUCUAAUUUCUACCCAUAUACUUUCGUUGGACAAUCCCUGAGAAGUAUCUUCUCUAGUACAGCAGUAAUGAUUUCCUCGAUCAAAAAUGCCACUUCCUCUCCUUUGUUGCCUCCCUUUCUAUAGCGUCUAAAACCCGGAAGACUGAGCUGCCAGUCCUGCCCUUCCCUCAGCCAACUUUCUGUAAAAGCUAUGACAUCCCAGUCCCAUGUUCCUAUGCCCUGAGUUCAUCAACCUUACCUGAAAGACCCCUUGCAUUGAAGUAAAUUUAACUGUUCAGCGUUAGCACAUUCUCUGACUCACUUUUGUCUGUCUUUUCUAAUUACCUUGUUCUUUUUUGAUUCAGAAUCUCUUCAUCUGCCUUUUUACUGCUAUUUAGGAAAUUCCACACCCCUUCCUUACUAGUUUAAAGGCUCCCAAAAUAGAACUGGCAAAUCUCCCCAUCAGGAUGAAAACUAAAAGAACUGUGGAUGCUGUAAAUCAGGAACAAAAACUCAGCAGGUGUGGCUACAUCUGUGAAGAAAAAAAUCAGAGUUAACGUUUCGGGUCAAAUGACCCUUCGUCAGACCUGUUCACAGAUGCUGCUGGACCUGCUGAGCACUGCCCACCAGGAUGUUGGUCCCUUUCCGGUUCAGGUGAAACCCAUCCCUGUUGAACAGGUCAGAGAUAGUAACAACUGCCAGUGCUAGAGUCAGAGAUUACACAGUGUCAAGCUGGAGGAACACAGCAGGCCAGGCAGCAUCAGAGGAACAGGAGGGACCCUUCUUCAGAAAUGGGCUAUUCUACCGCAGAAGAGAUCCCAAUGAUCCAAAAAUCUGAUCCUUGCACAUUGCACCAUCUCUUCAGCCAAUGAUUUAUCUGCUCUAUCUUUUUAUUCCUGCUCUCACGUGAAUGUAGAACCAGGAAUAAAUAAGAGAUUAAUACCUGUGUGGCUUUGCUUUUUAAUUUUCAACCUAACAUCCUAUAUUCACUCUGCAAAGCCUUAACCCUUUCUGCAACAAUGCUGUUCUUACCAAUGUGUGCAACAACUUCUGGUUUCUUACUCUCCACCUUUGACAAUAUGCUUCAAACGUUUUGAGACAUCCUUAGCACUGGCAUGAGGUUGCAACAUACUAUCCCAGAUUGAUGCUCGCAUCGGCAGAAUCUCCUGACUCUGCACCUGACAGGAGAGUCCCCUCUAACAAUUAUUCUCUUAAAUCUUUUAAAACUCUGUUUAACAUAACAUUCAUUCUUAGUACCCAAGAUCUGACUGUCGCUUUCAUUUUCCUCUGAGAGACUAUCCCCUUUAACAGUACCCAAAACGGAAUAUCUGCAUGAGAGAGGAUUAGCCACAGGAGACUGCUGAACUUCUUACCACUUCCAACAGUAACACAUCUAUCUGACUGCUCCUGCUGUGUAAUCACAUCUCUAAAUCUACUAACAUUUACACUGUGUCUCCUAUUUGCCAUCAGUCAAAUUAAACAUAAAAAGAAGUUCUUAAUGAAUUUUGUGUAUCCUCUUUAAAUCCUCUAUCAAUCAGCUUUCAAAUCUACAGGUCUGAGAAAAGAAAGGCCGAGCCCUGAUCCCUGAUAUUAUUUAAACAAAUAUAACAAAUAAGUUGAAAAGGAAAAUCUUCAGCAUUCCAUCGGUACAAACAGAAAAAAAUCUCUCUCCAGAUCCGUUAACAUUCGACAAACACAUGGACUGGCCUCUCCCACAAACUCCAUGUGAGAAACAAUGGCUCCUUCUUCACAUUGUUUUCUUCGUGAAUAAUGUUUUGGAUAAUAGAAGUUCCAAAAAUAAUUUUAAAUGAAAAUUUUCUGCUUCUACCUUAUAAAUAUAAAAGGAAUGCCUGUAAUUCAGAAGCAGCUGUAAGAUCCACAUUAUUCUCAUUUUUUCAUCUGAACAUUCUGAUGAAAGGUCUUUGUCCAAUGGUUGAAAGUCUAUUGUUUUGUUUUUAUGGAAGUUGGAUAUUUCUACUAUUUAUUAGUUCAAUAUUUGCACUUUUCAUCUAUACUCCUCUUCGUAUUUGGGAUUGGCUCAACUUGGAAAAAUAAAUAUUACCCUCUCAUUAUUCCCUUCAGGAUAAGCUACUGUUCUUUAUUGUAAACAUUGCCCUAAUUCAACUAUAUAGUGCUUAAUCUACUUUGGACUUUAUAGCCUUUAAAUUCUAUAAGAUAAAAAAAAUGCACAAAGCAGAAGACAUCAAUCUGAGAAUAAACACACAUAUUGUUUUUUAAUGAUUUGGAUGUUGAAUUUCUCUUUUCUUAUCCGAAGAGCAUAACCUCUGUAGUCCACACUUCUUACAGAAUUGUUACAGACCAGAAGGUGCCCACUCAACCCAAUAUGUCUGCAUUGGCACGAAAAGCAUUUAGACUUAGAGCUAAAGCCGUGCUUUUCCCUGUAAUCCUGCAUAUUGUUUUUGUUUAAAUAAUCGUCUAUUACCAUCCUGAAUGCCUGAAUUGAACCAGUCUUCUCCACACUUCCAGACAGUAUGUUCCUGAUCCUAACUACUCGCAAUGUGUAUAAGUUCUUUCUUCACUUUGCUUUUACUUCUUUUGCAAAAACACUUUAAAAUGGUGCCUUCUGGUUCCCAGUCCUUUUAUGAGUUGAAAUAGUUUCCGCCUACCUCUCUGGCCAGGCCCUUCAUCCUUCUUAAAACUUCUAUCAAAUCUCCCCUCAACUGUCUGCUCUCAACAGAAAAUACCCUAAUUAACCCAAUCUAUCAUCAUUCCUGAAAUUUGUCUUGUAAACCUACCUGCAUCCUGUCUGGUGCAUUGACACCCUUAAGCAGAAUUAGAGCUCGAUGGUUCAACAGCUUGAAAGGACGGUCUAGGUUUGAUCAUGGGUCUGACUUGGCUAUUUUCAACACGGAUUGGCGAGGUUCCUGUUUUCUAUGCAACAGACCCUGCAGGAUGUUUAUAUGUAUUUCCCUGGUGAGGAGCUGGAUUGAGCUCUGCUGUAGCACCCCCUGAAGUCACAUGAUUUGUACAGCUCACUGCCAAGGGACAUUAUUGAAUAAAAUGCACUUGGGCAGUUGACACCUGUGGACUGUCUUGCAACAUGUUAGCACCCAAGGAAGAAAAUGGGAGGAGAGAAAAUGAGUGUAAAACAGGCUCAACCAAAGUGUAAAACCAAAAAUAACAAGCCUCAAUAUUGAAAUUACUUCUUUAAUUUAUUCAUUCUGUACUAAAAGCAAUGAAUUAUCCCAUCUCUGCAUUGCUGCAGAAGCAAUAUAAUCGUGUUAACUUAAAACACAAUAUUAUUGCGAUUUCUCUGUGUUGACCACAGAAGUUUGAAAAAAACAAAAACAGAAGCUGCUGGAAAAGCUCAGCAGGUCUGGCACCAUCUGUGAAGGAGAAAACAGAGUUAAUGUUUCCGGUCUAGUGACGCUUCCGCAGCAUCCACAGUUCUUUCAGUUUUUAUUAAGUUUGAUAAAAGAUUUGCAAGGAUUGCAGUGUUUCUCCAGGAUUUCACCACCCUUACAGUCUUACACCAGAAGUCAUAGCAGCUCCCUUUCUUUUGUCCCUGUCAUUUCUACUUUCAUAAAGGCUAUUAGUGGAUUGGUUUGCCUUUUGAUAUUUUCUAUUGUCUUUCAGAAACAUAUCCCAUAUCACACAUAUGUUAUGAGACUCCCUUUCAUUUGCAUCCUUUUAACAAUUAUCAUUUUCAGCGCAUACUAAAACUGGCAGACUAUCUGUGCUGAGGAAACUGGAAGGUGAUGUGCUAGUUGACAUUUUCUCAAACCUGUUAAAUAUCACUAUUGCCAGAAUUAUUGUUGCUGAAUCCCUGGGAUUUCAUGUUCCUUUAAGUACUGUUGAAGAUUUUUCAACUUGUUUCCUGAAGUCAAAUGUGUAAACCGUCUAUUAUAGAAACCUCCCUGUAGCGGUGUCAUCACCGGAUUAGGAAUCCAGAUGCCUGAGUAUAAGUUCAAAUUCUACCUGAACAUCUGGUGAAAUUUACAAUCGUUAAAAUCUGGGCUUGCAAGCUUUCCUCAUAAUGGUAAGCAUGGGAAGUGUCAUUAAUUGUUGUAGAAGUUCAUCUAAUGCCCUCUGGGGAAGGAUAUCUGCUAUCCUUACCUGGUCUGGCCCAGAUGUGAGUCCAAACCCACAUCUGGUUUACUUAUCAUUUCCCUUUGAAAUGGCUUGACAAGUGACCAGAAUCAAGGGAAAUUAAGGGUAGGCAACAAAUGCCGGUCUUGCAUAUGACAUUCACAUCCCAUGAAACAAUAAAUUAAACUGGUGAAAACCAAGAAGCUUUAUUAUGGCUGGCUGAUUCAUAAAGACAUCCUUAUACCUGGUGCCAGGUUGAACAUCUAUUUUGUUUUAUACACAUGAACAAUGACUGGGGUAAAACAGUCAUAAUGAAACAUAGUACCAACUGACCAAGGUUUCUGUGCCAAACUUUUCUGUACUUCACAUGAACGGUUAGCUCUGUUUACCUUAUUGUAAGAUACAUAUAUUUCAGUCAAGUCAAGCCAAUCUUUUGUGAGAUAACUCAACAGAGGCUGGUAUCCUUUGACUAAGUCACCCUUUAUUUACAUCUGGAGAUUCCUCAACACUGAUCCAGCUUCCACAAAGCCAGCUCUUAGGGUGAUCAUUCCUGUUUAUAUCUGUCAGCUAGGGGUCCCUUGUUGAACCGGAUUAACAACCCCAAUCAGGGAACUCAUAUUCUAUGAGGUCCACCUGGCUGACUUUGUUACAAUCAUAACAUUAUUAGAGCUUUACUGUACGAAGGAUACCAAAAACACAUUUCAGAAUUAUUCUUCUAAAACAUCAUGACAACAGAUGGCUACUUGAAAAUGAGCCCAUUGCAUUCAGUUCUUCUGUCAAUUUGUUCAAUUUUGGACCUUUUCAAGCAAACCAAAUUUGUGUUCAUUUUAAAUCAUACUUUCCUACAAUUUAUAAAGAAUCCAAUAAAUGGAAGAGAGCAUGAAGAAAGUUGUGUUGGUUUGAUUAAACCACAACUCAAUAUUAUAUCUGUUACAUAAGGUUCCUGGAUUUGAGGUGCACGUUAGAAUCCAGUCAAUUGGCCGUCUCUGUGGGGCAUUAUUAUAUUGCUCUGUGGAUAGUUUCAGUGUUCUCAUAUUCAAUUCAAUUUAAUUACAUCUUAUCAUUUAAGAUCUUUUCAAGUUAGUAUAAUUCUUUAAAUCACCCGGGAACUAAUCCAGUUCCUAAAAGAGUUGGAAUUGGGUUAAUGUGCAAUAGAAUCACACAAAUAACUUUGUCUGAAGAGGGAUGCAAAUUAAAACUUCUGUGUUUUAAGUCAGAUUUUGAAACUUAAGACAAACUUUCUGUCUAAAUUGAAUCCAGGUUGUUUCCCAAGGUGACAGCAAUGGCAGUGUAUUGUUGGAUAUGUGAUGAUUGUAAAUCAUAGUGAAAUUAUUUCUAAUAUUUAUACAUAUGUACGCACAGAAAUAAGUCAUGUGAACAGCCUGUGUGUGUAUCACCCUGUUCUAGACUUGUAAUGCAAAUUCCAAAGAGAGUGAGAGUGUUUAUUUACAAUGGUCUUACAUAUCUGACUUAAACAUGCCUGUCAACCAGAUUGUAGAUUCUGUUGAGUUACACCGUCUCGCUUACAUUCAUGUGUAUUUGAAAAUUCGUCACAUUACUGCAAACGUAUUCUACCUUAAUAGUCACACCAUAGUUGCUAUGUUUUACCAAAGUAGCCUUUUGUAAGCAAUGUUUUAUAUUUGUAAGAAUAAAACUCACAGGUUAUUUUCCAGAAGCCUAAACUGGAGGCCGCCAUUCAGUAA